This is a messenger RNA of Phacochoerus africanus (Common warthog), 3575 nucleotides long. RefSeq names its product KLF transcription factor 5 (gene KLF5). The record is from RefSeq and is a predicted model, not a curated record. The coding region runs from base 559 to 1932 and encodes 457 amino acids. NCBI's taxonomy places the organism in Eukaryota, Metazoa, Chordata, Mammalia, Artiodactyla, Suidae. Gene Ontology annotation, molecular function: RNA polymerase II cis-regulatory region sequence-specific DNA binding; DNA-binding transcription factor activity, RNA polymerase II-specific. Gene Ontology annotation, biological process: regulation of transcription by RNA polymerase II. The transcript is spliced from 4 exons.
GCGGCCGCUCUGCGCGCGAAGCUCGUGGCCCGGGAGGGGUGCGGUCCGCCCGGCGGAGGCGGGGCCCUGGAAAGCUUCUCCCUCCUCAUAGGCUAACCGCUCCGGUCUGGCCGGCCCCGUGGCCUCGGGAUUCGCCGGGGCGCUGCCAAUCUUUCCCGUAGGCCCCGCCCCUCCGGAGUUGGGUAAAAUAAGAGGCGGGCGUCCUGUCAGCAGUCGCGGGGCAGGUACGCGCGCUCGCAGCUUUCUCGCAGAGACCUGCAGUGGCAGGAGCGGGCUCCGGGGAGCGGGGGAGCGGGGGAGCAAGGGAGCGCGGUUGGGGCGGGGCAGGAGAAAGUGUCCGCCCGGAGGACGUCGGCGUUUACGCGUGGCCAGCGGAAGAGUUUGGCUUUUCGUGCGCGCCUUCGAAAAUCUCGCCUGCUGUGGGCUGAGGGGUCCGCCCGGAGCCCUCUCUCCUCCGCCCGCCGCCCCGUGCCGAGCUCGCAGGCCCGAGCCAGCGUGGGCGACGUGGGAAGCUCGUUCGACCUGCGCCCAGCGCCCGGAGCCGCCCCUCGAGUGCCCAUGGCUACGCGGGUGCUGACUAUGAGCGCCCGCCUGGGACCCGUGCCCCAGCCGCCGGCCCCGCAGGACGAGCCCGUGUUCGCGCAGCUUAAGCCCGUGUUGGGCGCCGCGAACCCAGCCCGCGACGCGGCGCUCUUCCCCGGCGACGAGCUGAAGCACCCGCACCACCACCCGCAGGCACAGCCCGCGCCGCCGCAGCCGCCGCAGCCGGCGCCGCCGCCCGCCGCGGGCCCGCGGCUGCCCGCCGAGGAGCUGGUCCAGACGCGAUGUGAAAUGGAGAAGUAUCUGACACCCCAGCUUCCUCCAGUUUCCAUAAUUCCAGAGCAUAAGAAGUAUAGACGAGACAGUGCCUCAGUCGUAGACCAGUUCUUCACUGACAGUGAAGGGUUACCUUACAGUAUCAACAUGAACGUCUUCCUCCCUGACAUCACUCACCUGAGAACUGGCCUCUACAAAUCCCAGAGACCGUGCGUAACCCACAUCAAGACCGAACCUGUUACCAUUUUCAGCCACCAGAGUGAAACGACGGCCCCUCCUCCGGCCCCGACCCAGGCCCUCCCCGAGUUCACCAGUAUAUUCAGCUCCCACCAGACCGCAGCUCCAGAGGUGAACAACAUUUUCAUCAAACAAGAACUGCCUACACCAGACCUUCAUCUUUCUGUCCCUCCCCAGCAGGGCCACCUGUACCAGCUGCUGAACACACCGGAUCUAGAUAUGCCCAGUUCUACCAACCAGACAGCAGUGAUGGACACCCUCAAUGUUUCUAUGUCAGCUGCCAUGGCGGGCCUUAACACCCACACCGCCGCCGUCCCGCAGACUGCGAUGAAGCAAUUCCAGAGCAUGCCCCCUUGCACAUACACCAUGCCAAGUCAGUUUCUUCCCCAGCAGGCUACUUACUUCCCCCCGUCACCACCAAGCUCAGAGCCGGGAAGUCCAGAUAGACAAGCAGAGAUGCUCCAGAAUCUAACCCCACCUCCAUCCUAUGCUGCUACGAUUGCUUCUAAACUGGCGAUUCAUAAUCCAAAUUUGCCCGCCACCCUGCCAGUUAAUUCCCAAAACAUCCAGCCUGUCAGAUACAAUAGGAGGAGUAACCCCGAUCUGGAGAAACGACGCAUCCACUACUGCGAUUACCCGGGCUGCACCAAAGUUUAUACAAAGUCUUCUCAUUUAAAAGCUCACCUGAGGACUCAUACUGGCGAGAAGCCCUACAAGUGCACCUGGGAAGGCUGCGACUGGAGGUUCGCGCGCUCGGACGAGCUGACCCGCCACUACCGCAAGCACACGGGAGCCAAGCCCUUCCAGUGCGGCGUGUGCAACCGCAGCUUCUCCCGCUCUGAUCACCUCGCCCUGCACAUGAAGAGGCACCAGAACUGAGCCGCCUCGCAGCGCUGCGCCCAUGUAUCGCCCGCCGCCGCCGCCGCCGUGCAGCUCACUUGGCAAAAUCCUAAACUACAAACUUAACUCUAUAUAUAAAAAAAGAAAACGACAACAAAAAACUGGAAAUGUAUAUUUUGUAUAUUUGAGACAACAGGGAAUACAUUGUAUUGAUACCAAAGUGUUUGGUCCUUUUCAGAAUCUGGAAUGCUCGCUGUAACCAACCCGCUUUUACCCAAGCAGAUCCCAUCAUCUCAGACAGGCAGCCCCAUCUCAAGCCUGGGCAGGGGGUGCAGGGUGUGUGGGCAAAGUUCUUCCCCCAAACACCACCACUUGAUGUGACAGUGUUUAGUAACUAAGUCAGUUGGGAGACAUAGGAAGCCUGGAUUGUGUGUCAAGAUUUUCCUUGACAUCAGAGGAGUUUUUUCAAUAGUAGUUAAUUCUUUAGAGGUGCACAGCAUACCUGGCAAUUCACAAAUAGCCAUUGAACAAAUGUGUUGUUGGUUUUUUUUUUUUUAAAUAUGAGUUGCCUAUAUUUGCUAUUCAAAAUUUUGUAAAUAUGCAAAUCAGCUUUAUAGGUUUAUUACACGUUUUCUAAGAGUCUUUGGGAAAAAAAAUCAUAAUUCUUUUGAAAAUAACCAUGAGUACAUUUACAGUUAGAAUUUGUGGUGAGAUACAGCUUAAAACCUUAACCAAAUUCAUUUCUCUAGGGCGAAGAGAGAAUAAUCAUUCAAAUGGACUUCAGAAACCGAUUUCAUGCACUGAUUAAAAUGGGAUUGUUUAUUUUAAAUAUGACCGACAUUUUGUAUGAAUUGUGAACUCAAGAGCUUAAAGAUAGUUACACCACACAACAGUGAAACCUUAUAGUAAGCUAAAGAGUGUCAUUUUUAAAAAGAAGGACUUAGGUAGUUUUCACAUACAUGGCAAUGUUGAAUUUAUGAUGCCGUUUUCAGACACGGAAACGCUGAAUUUAUGAUGCCGUUUUCUUGUGCAGUACCGUUGGUUAGAUGCCAAUUUAUGUGGACUUUGCAUGUAAUAUACAGUGAGACACAGUAAUUUUACCUAAAUUACAGUGCAGUUUAGUUAAUCUCUUGUUAAUACUGACUCAGUGUCUGCCUUUAAUUAUAAAUGACAUGUUGAAAACUUAAGGAAGCAAGUGCUACAUAUAUGCAAUAUAAAAUAGUAAUGUGAUGCUCAUGCUGUUAACCAAAGGGCAGAAUAAAUAAGCAAAAUGCCAAAAGGGGUCUUAAAUGAAUGAAAAUUUAAUUUUGUUUUUAAAAUAUUGUUUAUCUUUAUUUAUUUUGUGGUAAUAUAGUAAAUUUUUUUAGAAAAUUUUCAUAACUUGAUAAAUUAUAGUUUUGUUUGUUAGAAAAGUUGCUCUUAAAAAACAUGUGUAAAUAGAUGACAACGGUGUAAAUAUUUUGUAAGAGGCUUCAAAAUGUUUAUACGUGGAAACAUACCUACAUGAAAAGCAUAAAUUGGUUGCUGUUUUGCUUCUUUUUCCCUCUUAUUUUUGUAUUGUGGUCAUUUCCUAUGCAAAUAAUGGAGCAAACAGCUGUAUAGUUGUAGAAUUUUUUGAGAGAAUGAGAUGUUUAUAUAUAUAAAUGACAAUUUUUUUUGGAAAAUAAAAAGUGCCUAAAAGA